UUAUUACCAAUUGACCAUUGUGAGUUGUUAUUAUUACAUAUUGUACCUAUUAAUGAAGAAUUAAAAAUAACAGAUAAACCAUGUAAAGAGGUGUCUCCAUAUUUUUCAUCUGAAGUACAAUGUACUAAGUCUGGACGUCAACUGUACAAUAAACUGGUACAUCUAGCUCAGAUCCAUUUUGACCUGGCCUCUACCACUGUAACUGGUAUACCAAUGAAAGAAGAACAGAAUGCCAGUUCUUCAUCCAACUAUGACGUGGAAUUACUUCAUUCUGCUAAAGCUCAUAGAGAACUUAUAUCUGCUGCAAAAUCUGGGUAUGUGGAAGGUCUGGUGGUACCAUCUAAAGAAGGUCUACCAACAGAUACUGUCUUACUUAAAUGGUGUACUCCGAAAACAAAUGCUGUUGAAUUGCAUCAUUGUAGUGGAGCUUAUAGAAUAACACCAGUUGAUGUUAACAGUAGACCAUCUUCCUGUUUAACUAAUUUUCUACUUGGAGACAGAUCAGUUAUGCUGGAACAACCACGUAAAACUGGAGGGAAGGUGAUCUCCCAUAUUCUAGCCAGUCAUGGUGGAGAGAUCUUCAUUCAUUCCUUACCCACCUACAGAUUUCUACUAGAAGAUCCACCUUCUAUCAGUGAAGGCUGUGGGGGGAGAGUAACAGACUAUAGAAUUCCUGAUUUUGGUAUUUUCAUGAAAGAAAAUCGACUGGCGCCAGCAACAUCAACUUUAUUAACAGAUUAUACAUCUGACCCCAUAGAUAGAGCUUUAAAUGUACUAGAAAGAAGAAGUCGUUAUUUACCAAUGGUUAUCAGUGAAUCUAUUCUGUCUAGUAUGAUCUCAGUAAAACCACUACCAACAUUAAUAGUAAAAGAAACACUAACAGAAGAUGAUGUACUAGAAUGUAAAAAAGCUGUUUUACAUGUUGUUGAAAUGGAAAGUAAAAAUGAACCCUUAAUGGCAGCUACAUCAGGAACUAGAGGGAAAGGCCCUAAAAGAGAUGAACAGUAUCGUCAACUGUGGUCUGAAUUAGAACAGAUGGCCAGUCCUCAUUCUGACUCUUCUACUGAACAUGCUGAGAUUCUACAGUGUAUCUUGGACUGUAAACGACCCUCUGAUGAGACUAAAGCUUCCCCUAAGAAAGAGAAAGCUGCAGUGAAAGAAGAGAAGAUGGAUACAAGUGACUCUGAUCAACAUGAACGGUAUGUAAAACCAAAAUUAUGA
Molecule: messenger RNA, 1221 nt
Organism: Lottia gigantea (owl limpet)
Lineage: Eukaryota; Metazoa; Mollusca; Gastropoda; Lottiidae
Exons: 10
Biological process (GO): centrosome localization; regulation of mitotic cell cycle
Cellular component (GO): integrator complex
Source: RefSeq, a predicted model, not a curated record